Molecule: messenger RNA, 3162 nt
Organism: Fusarium tjaetaba
Lineage: Eukaryota; Fungi; Ascomycota; Sordariomycetes; Hypocreales; Nectriaceae
Product: protease ULP2
Exons: 2
Coding region: 1-3162 (1053 amino acids)
Biological process (GO): protein desumoylation
Cellular component (GO): cytoplasm; nucleus
Molecular function (GO): SUMO-specific endopeptidase activity
Source: RefSeq, a predicted model, not a curated record
AUGGGUGGCGGGCAAUCCACUCAAGCAAGAAGUUACUCCAGCGAACCCCGAUAUGAUCGACCGAACAAGCGAGUCAAGCCAUCCGGGCCUGAAUUGUCCAACACGAAUUUGUCCCACUCCUUCCCUCCCCCGAGUUCUCUCCACCAGCCGCUAGAAGCAAUCGAAGACGAAGAAACGCAAAGCUCGCCGCAAAAGUAUCACGAUUUGACCCGAGAAGACUCUAUGGUCGAAACUAUCGAUGGCUCAAGCAUCAUCAGUCUCGGUAGGACUGCAGGAGCUACGAGCAACCAGCAAGAGUACCGCAAUGUUCACCGUCACAACAGCGUGAAACGUCCCCGACGGCGGCGCAGACAGGAAUCCAAAAUAUCCUCGUCACCUAUCGAAAUUGACGAUACGAGUGCCGUUGCGCACCGAAACCUUGCUCCUCAAACUUCACACCCCCCUACAAGCCCAGACCAAUUAGCUGGCGAAAAUGAGGAUGGUCCGCCACCCGCCAACGUCACAUCUGAUGUCGUUUCUCAUGCAAAGCGGCCAGCAACAGAAUAUAGCCAGAGCGCGCCAAAGCGGUUCAAGGUGCACUCGCAGCAGUCUGAUGAUGAGCUUGCGCCUAGAGCUCCUGGGCCCCGUGAGGCAGUCAAGAAGCCUGCCUUCCCGAAGCUAAUUUCACAACCGCGAAUCCAACGGGGUGACAUACAGUCUACCACAUUCAAAGCAACAAAAGCCAUGCCGGGGCGCGAAAACCUGGCUAACAAGGGAUUAGCGACGAGAGAUGUUCCCUUAGAGGCUGCAGUCUGUGGGAAAUACUCAUUCUCUCCAACAGACAAUCUUGAGCCAGUCAUCCUUCGACUUGGUCCCGACGCUGCUGAGCCCAUGCAUGAGAAUAGCGGAGAUCUCUCCUGGCUUCAGGUUUCGCAGUCUUCAAUUCAAGAUGUCAAACACAAUAACACUAAUAGCCCCAUUGUCCUCAUUGGUCGCUCAGCCAGAGCAUCUUUUUCCUGCGGCAAACUCGCACUGAAGUUUCUGACCGACGCAGACGCCUCAUUCUUCAUCCACUGGUUGCAAGGCUUGCCAUGCCUCUCUGAAUGCAGCCCAAGCAAGCUGGAUGCAACAUUCCAUUGCGCAAAGAAAGAGGCCGACGGUUACAGGACAAGCUCAGCGAAGGCAUCUGGUAUAUUCUUACCGGAUCAAAAUCAUAGGGCCCACGAUUUCAGAUCUCAGCAGCACCACAGAGAUCCUUUCUUAGGUGAUCCUGUCUCGCCUGGCCUUCCUGCUUUGAAACAAAAGAAGCUCAGGGAUGGGAUGCAAAGCAACCUUGAGCCAAACGACGGUGUGCAAAUGGAACCGCCCGACACCGAUGAUGUGUUUACAGGGUUGGCUCGCAACCCAAGGCUCGCGACUCGGCAAUCAACAAGAAGAGAAUCUCCGCAAUCUCAAUAUGGAAGAACCCUGAAACCAUGGACGGUUUGCAAUCCUGGUUGGGAGAAAAAGUGGCACAGAUCUUUGGUGUGGCCUCCAACAGGAAAGAACCGGGCAACAGUCGAUAAAGAUGAUAUCCAACGGCUGGAUGAAGGCGAAUUUCUCAACGACAAUAUUAUCAGCUUUUAUCUUCGCUAUCUACAAGACCGGCUUGAGAAAGAGCGGCCAGAGGUCCUCAAGAAGGUGUACAUUUUUAGUACAUUCUUCUUCGAGAAGCUCAGAUCAAAUCGUGGCAAGAUCAACUAUGAUGGGGUCAAAGCCUGGACUGCCCGCGUCGAACUGCUGUCAUACGAGUUCAUUGUUGUUCCCGUUAACGAAAACGCGCACUGGUACCUGGCCAUUAUAUACAAUGCACCUCGUCUUCUGCAACAAGAGGUGAAAGCGGAACCAAACAUCAAGGAGUCUUGGAAUACACAAGAUGCAAUAAUUGUUGAGGAUAAUGACCCAGUAAUGAAUCGUGCAGAGAGUCUUCCUGCUGCAACAAAGCCUCCCAUUGUGUCUAUAGAUGUGGAAGUUACCCGCUCAACCAGAAGCCGGGCGAUUAAUGACAGCAACCCUUCUCUAAUUGAUGACAAGCAUACGCCGAGCAUAGCGACUCCUGGCAGAACAAACAAACGACAGUCGACUGGAGGAAACCAGAAGUUCAGCCUUGACGAUUCAAAAAUCAUUACACUCGACUCGCUAGGCUCAUCGCAUCCACCAACCUGCAGGUGUCUAAAGGACUAUCUCUUUGAGGAAGCAAGGCACAAGAAGGGCUUCGAGAUCAACAGUGUACCCAGCGGCAUGACUGCUCGAGGCAUUCCGAUGCAAGACAAUUUCUGCGACUGUGGUGUGUACGUCCUGGGUUACAUGGAAAAUUUCCUGAAGGACCCAGAUGAGGCUGUUCGAAGACUCCUUCACAAAGAAGACACCGAAUGGAAAAUCAACGCCCCUGAGAUUCGUGCCAAGGUGAGGGAUCUUCUCUUCGAAUGUCAAGAGAAGCAGCAUGAGCGUCUAGAAAAAGAAAAGGAGAUAAAGAGACAGCGGAGGGCAACAAGGGGUCCCGUCUCCUCACCGCAGAUACCUGCCUCUUCACCACAGGUGCCCCGAAGAGAACCAGAGACACCACAAGUCAGCCGUUAUCUAACAACCCCAUCAGUAAACGGCGCCAGUGGCUCGCCCAUUGAGGCGGCUAGACAAACAGGGACCACUUCUUCAUAUUUUGCAGUUGCUUCUGCCGAGAGGCCAGGCCAGUCCCCAACGUCCAAAAGAGUUGAUGAACCAUCCCUCGUCCAACCUCUCAGAGAGGACUCGGGCAAUGAGUCUAAGGCCUCUAGCUCAGGAGAUGUGUAUCACUCGGCUCGAUCAUCGCCUAUCAACAGCGUACCACCUGUCCCUUCUGGGUUGACCACAGAAGGGUUGCGCGACGAGCGGCCGCCUAAGCAGCCUUCAACUCCUGAAUUCGUACACAAGUUACCUGACUCGCCUGAUGGCAUGGCCCCAACAGCCACUUCAUCUACUGUGAAGAGGGCUAGUUCACCGCUGCUCUCUCUAGUAACAAGACAGCAUCCAUCGCCAGGAUCUGGAGGCAGCCAGCGAGCUGUUCAGCUCGAACAGACUAUUGUGAGAAGCAUAGAGGACGACAUGUCACCUCCAAGAGGACCACAAUAUGACGGAGUUGAUCAGUCUAUCGACUUGACAGUAUAA